Molecule: messenger RNA, 2282 nt
Organism: Poecile atricapillus (Black-capped chickadee)
Lineage: Eukaryota; Metazoa; Chordata; Aves; Passeriformes; Paridae
Gene: KPNA2
Product: karyopherin subunit alpha 2
Exons: 10
Coding region: 564-1892 (442 amino acids)
Biological process (GO): NLS-bearing protein import into nucleus
Cellular component (GO): nucleus; cytoplasm
Molecular function (GO): protein binding; nuclear import signal receptor activity
Source: RefSeq, a predicted model, not a curated record
CGCGGCCCCUGCGCUGCCCUUUUGGAAAGGGCUAUGCUCUGCCUGCAGUCCCUGCUGGGGCCUCUCUCCGGAGCCUCCCGCGUCUCCGCUGGCUGCACUGGGGCUGACAGGGUUGGUGUAGCCUAGCGCGGGUUGUCGCUCCGGAGGGGCUGUGGCCGAAGCGAAGCCAGUUCUUGUGCAGUGGGUCACUCUAGGGGUGGCUGAGGUGCAGGGGUUUUCUUCGUUACCCCUAUAGCCGUUGUUAUGUGCCGCUGGCUGUACCCGCCCUGGGGAACCUUCCCAGUGCGAGAGCUCGCUGUUUUCGUCCAAAGAGGUCGGGGUGGGGCUGAGUGGGAUCCUGUGCAGCACAGGCUUGUUUUUAUCUGUCCCGCUCAAAAAUCUAACAAGCAAGAUGUCUACUAAUGAGAAUGCCAAUACACCAUCAGCUCGAUUGAACAGAUUCAAGAACAAAGGAAAGGACAGCACAGAAAUGAGAAGGCGGCGCAUUGAAGUCAAUGUGGAGCUGAGAAAAGCUAAGAAAGAUGAUCAGAUGCUUAAAAGAAGAAAUGUGAGCACUUUACCAGAUGAUGCUACUUCUCCCCUUCAGGAAAAUAGAGGCAACCAGGAAACUCCUCUCAAGAGAGAAGCAACCCCCAAUAGACAACAUAAUUCGGGCUGGUUUGAUCCCGAAGUUUGUCUCGUUCCUGGGCAGAGCAGACUGCAGUCCCAUCCAGUUUGAAUCUGCCUGGGCACUCACCAACAUCGCCUCUGGCACAUCAGAGCAAACCAGGGCAGUGGUGGAAGGAGGAGCAAUUCCAGCCUUCAUUUCCCUGCUGGCCUCUCCACACACUCACAUCAGUGAGCAGGCUGUGUGGGCCUUGGGGAAUAUUGCAGGGGAUGGUUCUGCCUACAGAGACCUGGUUAUUAAAUAUGGUGCAAUCGAGCCACUGCUGAGUCUCCUGGCUGUUCCUGACCUCUCUUCCCUGGCUUCUGGAUAUUUACGCAAUGUUACAUGGACCCUCUCAAACCUGUGUCGCAAUAAGAAUCCUGCACCUCCCAUAGAUGCCAUCCAGCAGAUCCUUCCAACCCUUGUCCGGCUCCUGCACCACGAUGACCCUGAAGUGUUGGCAGACACAUGCUGGGCAAUUUCCUACCUCACAGACGGUUCCAAUGACAGGAUAGAAGUUGUUGUGAAAACUGGAUUGGUGCCACAGCUUGUGAGACUCCUAGGAUACAGUGAACUGCCAAUAAUGACUCCUUCACUAAGAGCCAUAGGAAAUAUUGUCACUGGUACUGAUGAGCAAACACAGAUUGUUAUUGACUCGGGAGCACUGGCUGUCUUUCCAAGUCUCCUUUCUCAUCAUAAAAACAACAUUCAGAAAGAAGCAGCCUGGACAAUGUCCAACAUCACUGCUGGGCGUCAGGAUCAGAUCCAGCGAGUUGUAGACCACGGUCUUGUGCCUUAUCUCAUUGGUAUUCUGAGGAAGGGGGAUUUCAAAUCUCAGAAGGAAGCUGUGUGGGCUGUGACAAACUAUACGAGUGGUGGAACAAUUGACCAGAUUGUGUACCUUGUUCAGGCUGGUGUUCUUGAACCCCUACUGAAUCUUCUCUCAACUAAAGACAGCAAAACUGUACUUGUUAUUCUGGAUGCAGUUUCCAACAUUUUCUUGGCUGCUGAGAAGAUUAAUGAGACUGAAAAGCUUUGCCUCAUGAUUGAAGAGUGUGGGGGUCUAGACAGAAUUGAAGCUCUCCAGUCACAUGAAAAUGAACAAGUGUACAGAGCCUCAUCCACCAUUAUUGAGAAAUAUUUCUCAGCAGAAGAGGAGGAAGACCAAAAUGUUGUACCAGACUCAACUGCUGACAGCUACACUUUCCAAAUCCAGGACAGUACCCCAAAUUCUUUUAACUUCUAGAUCUUGCACAUACUGCAACCACCUACAAGUGGUUUAGCAGGCACAAAUGACUGCCACCUCUUUGUCUUAAUGGAGUUCCUCUUGCCUUUACUGGUUUUUGUGUCCUGUAGCACUUUGUCCAACUGAAACAUACUUGAACAGUUCAAAUUCAUAUGUCUGUGAAUUUCUAAAUGUAAACCUCAUUCUUUGAGAUACACUUGUAAAUACUUCCUGUUUCUGUCCUUGUCUGGGGGAAGAAUGCACGUGAGUAACUUGGGCCUCUCACAAAGCAUUGAGCCACUGCUCUGCAGGCUCCCCCAUAACCUCUUACCUUCUACGUGGCCUGUUGCAGUAAUAAAUAAAUACUGAACAGGCUUUUAAGGGAAGACUUACUUGAAGCUCAAUAAAGUG